Messenger RNA from Pectinophora gossypiella (pink bollworm), 1410 nucleotides. RefSeq lists its product as uncharacterized. The record is from RefSeq and is a predicted model, not a curated record. Lineage: Eukaryota; Metazoa; Arthropoda; Insecta; Lepidoptera; Gelechiidae. The coding region runs from base 1 to 1410 and encodes 469 amino acids. The transcript is spliced from 3 exons.
AUGGAAAAUGCAGUCGAACCAGAGCUACUUCAAAUCACGAGCCUUCCGUUCGGGCUGUCAUCUGCACCCGUGACGUUUGCGAUGAUAUCCAACUGGAUUGCACAAGUAUUUCGCAACAGAGGCAUGAGAGUGAUUGUUUAUCUCGACGACUUCCUGAUUGUCAACCAGAAAAAACAUGUUUUAGCAGAUCAGGCUGCGGAAGCCGUUCGAAUUCUAUCUACACUGGGCUGGACGGUGAAUUUCAAGAAAUCAGUUCUAAUACCGACUCAAGUCUUAGAAUAUCUGGGCGUGACAUGGGACCUCAGUCGAAACUUAAAACUGUUUCCAGUAGAAAAGAGACUCAGAACACAAUCAAAGAUCAAACGUAUUAUGAUCUUGAAUCAGUGGAAUCUCAAAGAUGCCCAGAGCAUGUUGGGCACAUUAAACUUCGCCUCGUUUGCAAUACCAAGAGGUCGGCUUCAUUGCCGCCCACUACAGAUGGCUUGUGCUCGUUUACCGAAAGACCGGCCGUAUGCGAAGUGUGCGCUCGACCAAGCAGUCUUAGAAGAGUUCCACUGGUGGUUAAAGGCGCUCUCGGCGAGCACGCCUAUUCAUUGUGCUCCCAUCGCACAUUUCUUGACAACCGAUGCGUCCGGCACAGGCUGGGGCGCGGUGAUAGACGGCAUACGAUUAACCAGCGGUAUUUGGAACCCCGAUCAGAAACUAUGGCACAGCAAUCUGAAAGAAAUGUGGGCCAUAAUUUUCUCCAUUCACACAAAUAUCCAUCGACUUCGGAAGUCGAGUGUACUAGUCCAGUCGGACAACAAAAGCGUAGUGAGCUAUAUAAGAAACGAAGGCGGAUUACGUUCGAAAGCUCUUUUUCUCAUGACACGGACGCUAUUCCAGAUAGUGGACGAGAACGAGAUACAUCUUGUACCUUACUAUUUACCCGGACAGUACAAUGUGGAGGCCGAUACUCUAUCACGACAAAAGGCCGAAGCAGAGUGGACACUGACUCCAGAAGCUUGCCAGGUGAUAUUCCGUCGAUACGGAACACCGCAGAUCGACCUCUUUGCAUCGAAACGUGCACACCUCCUACCACGACAAUCCUCGUGGAAAUUGACCACAGCUGGCAACGACACCAUAUGCCCAGUCUUUUGGAUACGUAAACUGAUUGAAGUAUCAGCUCGAAGAAGGGGCACAGACCUGACUGAUUUAUUUAUAACCGCACGAGGCGGUGUGCGAGCAGCAUCCCGCACCGUGCUGGGCGGGUGGGUGAAGUCACUGCUGCGGGAGGCGGGCGUGAGCGCCAGCGCGGGUAGCACGCGAAGCGCCGCCGCCUCGUUCAACUGGCUCGACAACUGUCCUAUCGACGAGCUCGCUUGCCACCAGGCGAUAACAAACACAUCUCACUCUAUAGGUCUCGAAUAA